This is a messenger RNA of Salvia hispanica, 3018 nucleotides long. Its product is annotated as serine/threonine-protein kinase EDR1-like. The record is from RefSeq and is a predicted model, not a curated record. Gene Ontology annotation, biological process: protein phosphorylation. Gene Ontology annotation, molecular function: protein serine/threonine kinase activity; ATP binding. NCBI's taxonomy places the organism in Eukaryota, Viridiplantae, Streptophyta, Magnoliopsida, Lamiales, Lamiaceae.
CCAAGUGCGCAGUUUAAACCUCUUCUCUCCUUAUUCUCUACCCACCGCCGCGCAUUUUAGCACCCCCGAAAUCAAAUUCCCCAUUCUCAAUCUCAAACCCUAAUCAUAGAAUCGAUCAAUUAGAGUGAAUUCGACAUCGUAAUCUGUCGAAUUCUACUGUGUAUUAUUGUAAAUUAACAGAUUUUUUCUCCGAUCGAUGAGAGGCGACGAAAAUGUCCAAAGUGAAACACUUUUUCCGGAAGCUUCACAUCGGCGAUCACCACAACCACGUGCGGCCGCCUGCGCUGGUUCCCUCAUCUCAAACGGCGCCGUCUCAGCAAUUGACCUCCACAUCUCCGUCGUCCGAGGUGCCUCCGACGGGGUCGUCGUCUUCGGGUGGCAAUUCGAGCAAUAGCAAUAUCAGUUUCUUCGAGGAGGAGUUUCAGAUGCAAUUGGCGCUGGCGAUAAGCGUUUCCGAUCCGGGUCAGGAUUGCGUUGACCCGGAAACAGCUCAAAUCAACGUCGCUAAGCAGAUUAGCCUCGGUUAUGCGCCUUCUCAGAACCUCUCGGAAUCCAUGUCGCUCCGAUUUUGGAGUUGCAAUGUUAUAAAUUAUGGUGAAAAGGUUAUAGAUGGAUUCUAUGAUGUUUGUGGAAUCAAUUCAUCUCUGGUGGUCCCAAAGAAAAUGCCAUCACUGGUGGAACUUAAAGCAAUUUCUCCUUUGGAAGAUGUGAGGUGUGAGGUGGUUCUAGUCAACCGUGCAGAUGAUGUGGAACUCCGUAAACUUGAAGAAAGAGUGUUUUAUAUGUUUGUUGAAUCCCAGGCUCUUGACAAGACCUUGAGUACAAGUUUUCUAGUUCAAAAAAUUGCGGACCUUAUUGUUGAAAGAAUGGGAGGUCCUGUUAGUGAUGUUGAAGAAAUGUUCAGAAGGUGGAGGGCAAGGAACCAUGAGUUACGGGCCUAUUUGAAUUCGGUCAUCCUUCCCCUUGGCUCUCUUGAUGUUGGCCAUUCGCGCCAAAGGGCCUUACUCUUUAAGGUCCUUGCUGAUAAGGUCAAUCUUCCAUGCAAGCUAGUCAAAGGCAGUUACUAUACUGGUACUGACGAAGGAGCUGUGAACUUGAUAAAAUUAGACGAUGGAAGCGAAUAUAUCAUUGAUCUAAUGGGUGCUCCAGGCACACUCAUUCCUACUGAGGUACCUAGUGCCCAUCCUCAAAAUUUUGAGUUAGAUGCAAGGGGUAUUGGUACGUCUCCAGGGAGUCUGAAAACCUUUUGUAUAGAUGAAAGACCUAAACCUAGGAGUUCAAGUGCACCAUCUGCGGUUUCCUUCCACUCAAAUGUAAGAGGCAGCAGAUCUGCCGGAAUAAUUUUGACAGAUCAGUUGGAGCAUAAUGUUGAAGAUCUAUAUCUUCCACUGAAGGACAAUUCUAGAAAAGAUCAGGUUCCUUCAACCUGGAAUAGUUCUAGAGAAGAUCAGGUAGUGGAACGCAAUGAACUGCCAAUAUGGGAUAGGGUGGAUGACCAGGAUCAUGCUGUACAAUGUUGUGAAAAUGAACACUCACUUAUACCCCUCACUGGACAACAGUUGUUGAACUUAUCUUAUGACAGCAGCAGAAAUGUUGAAGCUUCUGGAAAUAAUGUGCAAAUUGAACCUGUGCUGAAUGGAGUUGCCGAGAUUUUAUGGGAGGAUCUUCAGAUUGGUGAACGUAUUGGUAUAGGUUCAUAUGGUGAGGUAUAUCGAGCAGAAUGGAAUGGCACGGAAGUUGCAGUGAAGAGGUUUAUGAAACAAGACAUCUCAGGAGAUGCACUUGCACAAUUCAAAUGCGAGAUUGAGAUCAUGUUAAGGUUGAGACAUCCAAAUGUGGUCCUUUUCAUGGGAGCUGUGACACGCCCCCCUCAUAUGUCCAUAUUGACUGAAUUCCUUCCAAGGGGUAGUUUAUAUAAGCUGCUGCACCGACCAAAUAUCCAAAUAGACGAAAAAAGGAGAUUAAAAAUGGCCCUUGAUGUGGCCAAGGGAAUGAAUUACUUGCAUACUAGCCAUCCCAUAAUUGUGCAUCGAGAUUUGAAGACCCCGAAUCUCCUGGUUGAUAAAAAUUGGGCUGUCAAGGUGUGCGAUUUUGGUAUGUCUCGUCUGCAGCACCAUACUUUCCUAUCUUCAAAGUCUGCAGCUGGAACGGCAGAAUGGAUGGCCCCAGAGGUUCUGAGAAAUGAACCAUCCAAUGAGAAAUCUGAUGUAUAUAGUUUCGGAGUCAUACUGUGGGAGCUGGCAACUCUGCGCGUGCCAUGGACGGAGAUGAACUCAAUGCAGGUGGUUGGAGCUGUUGGAUUCCAGGGUAGGCACCUCGAUAUCCCCCCCACAGUUGAUCCCUUGGUGGCCGAGAUAAUAAGCGACUGUUGGAAUAGAAACCCACAGGCACGUCCUUCUUUUGCACAGAUUAUCACCCGCCUCAAGUGUCUGCAGCGCCUCAGUGUGCGUAAAACCGAGAGCUGCAAGUAUCAGGAAUAAUACCGUAGUAGCGUAGCUGAGUGUUCGCUCAUCUCUGUACUCGAAGAGCCAGUUUGAGCAGAAGUCUAUAAAAUUCAAGAAUUCUUCCGGACCUAGGCCAUUGCUGUGCAGGAAAGUUGCUGAAUUGGGAAGUGUUGGUUCAUUCAAAGUGGGAACUGAACGCAGCUGAUUCAUAGAGUAAAUCCUCAACUUCAAAAGUGUGCAGUUGGGGAAAGAACUUUAGUAAGUUUCUGCUGAGCAAAGCUUAGUCCUUCAUAUUUGUGUAUUCCUAAAAACAUGAGAGAGAAAAUGAUAAGGGCUUUCUCUCUCUUCAUGUUUUUAAGUUGAAAAACAAUGUAGUUAUCGUCAUCUAUUUGUGAGAGCGUCUUAAAUAAACACGUACUAGAAGAUAGAAAAAGCCAAAAAGGGAGUUUUUGAGUCUGUUGAGAUCCUCGAAAUAGCAAAUGUAAAAAAAGGGUAUCUGCAGUUUGUACUUUGACAGGAGUUUGUUACUUAUAAUGGAAAGUAAAAGAAUAAGAAAUGGUGUUCUGAGUUCUCA